Molecule: messenger RNA, 1112 nt
Organism: Erythranthe guttata (spotted monkey flower)
Lineage: Eukaryota; Viridiplantae; Streptophyta; Magnoliopsida; Lamiales; Phrymaceae
Product: tetraspanin-8
Biological process (GO): auxin-activated signaling pathway
Cellular component (GO): membrane
Source: RefSeq, a predicted model, not a curated record
CAGUUUUCUUCCUUCCUUCAAUCCUUUCAAUUUUUUUUUCUCAGAUCUCCAAUUGAUAAACAAUAAUCAAAAAUCACAGACGAAAAAUCGUAAAAAAAAAAAAAAUGGUGCGAAUCAGUAACAAUUUAGUCGGAAUUCUGAACAUCGUGACGCUCCUCCUCUCGAUUCCGAUAAUCGGCGGCGGAAUAUGGCUGUCGAAGCAGGCGAACACGGAGUGCGAGCAGUUUCUCGACAAGCCGGUGAUCGCGCUGGGUGUGUUCAUCCUGCUGGUCUCCAUAGCCGGAUUGAUCGGAUCUUGCUGCAAGGUUUCGUGGCUGCUGUGGGUGUAUCUAUUGGUGAUGUUCCUGUUGAUUCUGCUGCUCUUCUGCUUCACCGUUUUCGCGUUCGUGGUGACGAACAAGGGCGCCGGCGAGGCGAUUUCGGAGAGGGGAUACAAGGAGUACAGGCUCGGCGACUACUCGAAUUGGUUGCAGAAGAGAGUCAACAACCACUGGACCAAGAUUAGGAGCUGUUUGGUUGACAGUAAGAUUUGCCAGAAGCUGCUUGAUUCUGGCUCUACUCCUGUUGAAGUCUUCUACAAAGAACGCCUCGGCGCUCUUCAGUCGGGUUGUUGUAAGCCAUCGAACGACUGCAAGUUUGAGUACUCGAGCCCGACAAACUGGACGCAAACAGGAACAUCAACAUUGAAUGCAAAUCCAGAUUGCAGUGUAUGGAGCAACGACCCAAACGUGCUCUGCUACAACUGCCAAUCGUGCAAGGCUGGACUGCUCGACAAUAUCAAGAGCGAUUGGAAGAGAGUUGCUGUCAUCAACGUUAUAUUCCUCGUCUUCCUCAUCAUCGUCUACUCCAUCGGAUGUUGUGCUUUCCGAAACAACAGAGAGGAUAAUUCUUGGAAACGCUACCCUUGAAGAACCCCCCAUCGUGUGUUUAAUUGUUAAGGUUGUGUUUUGAGUAGAGAGAUAUAUAUUCGAUUCCCUUUCGAAACCCUUUUUUUUUUCUUCGUUUCUUGCAUUUUUUUUCGUAUAUCAUCAGAUAUUGUUCUUGCUGGUUUUUAUUAGGUGUACAGUGAUUUGCCUCUCUAUUCAGAUUCAUACCAUAUUGUGUUUACUAGA